Epinephelus fuscoguttatus (brown-marbled grouper) is the source of this 1295-nucleotide messenger RNA. RefSeq names its product olfactory receptor 10J4-like. The record is from RefSeq and is a predicted model, not a curated record. The transcript has 3 exons. Lineage: Eukaryota; Metazoa; Chordata; Actinopteri; Perciformes; Serranidae. Gene Ontology annotation, cellular component: membrane. Gene Ontology annotation, biological process: G protein-coupled receptor signaling pathway. The coding region runs from base 1 to 1068 and encodes 355 amino acids. Gene Ontology annotation, molecular function: G protein-coupled receptor activity; olfactory receptor activity.
AUGCCUGACUAUACCCACCCUUACCUCACUCUUUCUCCAGAUUCAUACCUGCCCUUGUCGACCAAUCAGAGAUCCAGCUCUGUUAACGGCACCUGGGAGCCUGAUGGCGUCACUUUCUUCAUCAUCCAGGGCCUCGCCAGCCUUGGUGAGAAAAAGAUGAUAGUUUUUGUCCUCCUGCUUCUGGGUUACAUCAUCAUCCUGGGAGGAAACAGCAUGAUCAUCUUUGUGGUGCUGACUGAUUCAAAGCUCAACUCUCCCAUGUAUUUCUUCCUCUCCAACCUCUCCUUCGUGGACAUCCUCUUCACCACCACCACCAUCCCCAAAAUGCUGUCGGGCCUCCUGACAGACGUGAAUACCAUUUCCGUCCCAGGCUGCUUCCUCCAGAUGUAUUUCUUCGUUCAGCUGGCUGUUACCGGUCGUGCCAUCCUGACUGUCAUGGCGUACGACCGCUACGUGGCCAUCUGCAACCCUCUGCGCUACACGGCAGUCAUGACUCGGCCCGUCCGGCUGCUCCUCGUCGCAGGAGCAUGGAGUUUUGCCGCCUUCUGCACACUACCAGCUACCUCCUUGUCCUGGCAGCGGCUUUACUGCGGCCCCAGUGUGGUGAGGAAUGGCUGGUGUGACCUGUCGUCUGUACGGCGCCUGGUGUGUGGUAACACCACCAUAGAUAACAUUGUGUCCAUUUCCUUCGCCAUACUGGCGCUACUGACCACAGGAGUCCUCAUCCUCACCUCCUACAUCCUGAUUGGUGUUUCCAUAUCGAGGAUGGUGUCGAUGGAGGGUGUCGCUCAAAGGCUAAAGGCCUUCAGGACGUGUGCUGCUCACCUGACUGUGGUGUCCAUCUCUUACAGCUCGGCCUCGUUUGUAUACAUCUCCUACAGGGUGGGAAAGUUUUCACCUGAGGUUCGUAUCAUCGUGUCUGUAAUGUACUCCGCUCUGACUCCUUUCCUAAACCCCCUGAUCUACAGUCUGAGGAACGAGGAGCUGCGAGAGUCCAUCAGGAGGACUCUGAGCAGGUUCAGACCUGCUGCUGUGUUACCCACAAAGAACGUCCACACAGUGUCCUGACUGGGAGAGGAAAGCUGUUUCAUGUCCAUUUGGGGUUAAGAGACCGUCUCGCACUAAAACUUAUUCAGAAACCAUCAGUCUCCAGAAGAAAAUGUUGGCAAUGUUGGUUUCUGCAAACCAUGACUGUUACAUUUGUAGUCUUCAUACAGAUCACUUUGAGACUAUGGAACAAUAAUACUGAUUGGGUUUUACUAACCUGUGGCUCUUCACAAGCAGUUUAUUAGGCA